CCUUUUCAAUAAAAAAACCCCUGCGCAAAUCCAGGAACAGGAAGGCCUUACGUAUAUGUAUGCGCAUGAAUAACCAGGUUCCGGGGCCUAACAGCGAACGGAUGACGAUAUUCAAUGGGCGAUCCUCGUUCCUGAAACGAGGAUCGGCAGACCAGCUCCUGCCUGUCAAAAGUCAUCCCCUGCGGCGCAGAUCGCUCGAUAAACGACUUAAAAAACGAAUAUAAAUGAAGAAAACACGCCGUUUUCGACAUCGCCAUAGAUAUGUGAUACCUACUUAGAUAGGCAGAUUGGCGUCUAUCUGUCUGUCUCGAUUUUCCUCUCGAAUCCGCGCCAGUCACCCGCGUAUUACUGCUCCGAUACGUCAGCCAAAAUGAAGCUCACGAUCCAGAUGGGCGCAUUGCUCGCCCUCGUCUCCAGCCAACUUGUCCACGGCUGGAACGCAACGAUCUACGACUCGGGCAACUGCGCAGGCAACCGCUAUCAUAUCUAUCCGUUGACGCAGUAUACCAAGUACUUUGAAAUGGACGGCUCUUGGGGCGCAGAGAUAGACUGCACCUUCGAGGACAUAAAGAACGGCACUGCUGGCCCCUGUAAAGACCAAUUCCCAGUUGGAAAAUCGGUCUUUACCUCUGUUGGUUCUUGCAAGACGUACUCGGGUGGACACUCCAGCGGCGAGCGCGAAGCGAGCCAGAAGGAAGGCGAGUGCAAGACGACGGGUUUCUCCAUUCGCUCGGUGGUAUGCUACGAUGGAUGAUGUCGUGACGGUUAGGUGAAUCAAUUGAUCGUCCGGGUGAGGCCGCCGAUUGAAGUUCACGCUGAGGAACAGACGGCACACAUACGCUGGGGAGGCGGAGGGCGGUUGAAAUACCACCUUCUUAUUAUGCCGGAACACACCUUUCAGCUAGACUGGGAAUCGGUCUUGUCUAGCUGGCAUCGUAUCGACGAGGAAUGCGACGGGGGCAGAGUGGGAUCUUGUGUUCUGAUGUCCGCCAGAAGCUGACGUCUGCAUCACAUCGCUUCUUUCUUCUUUCUCCGGGUGUAACGAGCUUGAAACUCGUAGCUGCAAUAC
Messenger RNA from Xylaria bambusicola, 1069 nucleotides. RefSeq lists its product as uncharacterized. The record is from RefSeq and is a predicted model, not a curated record. The coding region runs from base 371 to 754 and encodes 127 amino acids. NCBI's taxonomy places the organism in Eukaryota, Fungi, Ascomycota, Sordariomycetes, Xylariales, Xylariaceae. The transcript has 2 exons.